Pseudomyrmex gracilis is the source of this 1150-nucleotide messenger RNA. Its product is annotated as SUZ domain-containing protein 1. The coding region runs from base 97 to 579 and encodes 160 amino acids. The transcript is spliced from 4 exons. The record is from RefSeq and is a predicted model, not a curated record. Lineage: Eukaryota; Metazoa; Arthropoda; Insecta; Hymenoptera; Formicidae.
ACUCUUCAGUUCUCUCUCCUCUUCCUGCAUUCAACCAAUUUCUCUUGGAUCGCAAAAUUCUAGCGUUUGUUUGCUGCAUUUUGCGAUAUAUCAACUAUGGACGACGUUCUCGAAAGCUGGGAACAAAUAGAGGAAUCUGGUACACUCGAUAAAAGACUGGAAGCUCUUCAACUGAAUGCAGUACAAGAAGAAAUAGAAUCCUCUAGAACUACUCCUAAUUCAAACACAAAAAUAAUUAUACUGGGAGAAGAUGGCCUGAGAUCUCAAUAUGUACCACCACAACCUACUGUAAAAAUAUUAAAAAGGCCAACUGGAGACUCUCGAGGAAGUGGCGAUGGACCACUGAAUGAUGAUAAACCAAAGCAACCAAUUAAAUCUCUCAAGCAGAGAGAACAAGAAUAUGCGGAAGCAAGAAAGAGAAUCUUAGGAGAAGAAAAAAGUCCAGAAGAAAAAAUGACACAAGAAAUUAAUAGAAUUCAACCAAAAUCAAGUACACCGAAUUGUGGAAACUUACCUAGCAAUGUAGUUCGAUCGCCUACCGGUCCGGACGGCACCCGAGGUUUCAACGUACGUAGGUAGCGCGUCUUUCAGAGAUCAACUUUUUCCACCUAUAUUUUUUUCCUUCUUUUUUGCUACAAAGAAGGAAAACGGCUAUGAGGCCGAAAGCACAGAACAGCUUUGCGCUCUCGAAUGAAAUGAGCGGAACAUCCUUCAAGUCGUGCCCAGCGCAUUGUUAUUCUGCAAGGGCUUAUAGAUUUAAGAAACAUAGACUUAUCAAAAUGAAAAACAAAACGUCUUACAACAUUCUAAGACGUAACAUUAAACGGAGGAGAGAGAGAUAGAAGAGUAUUUGCUUGAUUAUAAAUACUGUUUGGUGCUUACGUGCGGUGAUACGCACAUGUGAACCAAAGUUAUGUGCAUAUAUAUCUGUAAACCAGAGAGAGAGAGAGAGAGUUAAAGUUUAAGAUGAACGAGACAACACCGAAUUCACCUGUAUAUAAAAAACGGAAUUCGUUUCACACACAUGCAUAUUCACAUACUUCUAUACCAUUGCCAUCUCUAUAAAGUGUAAUAAAAAGAAUAUCCUGUAUAUAUAUGUAUACAACUCAAAUGUAUGUAAUGUGUUGUAUUUUGUUAUUAAAAAAACAAA